Penaeus vannamei (Pacific white shrimp) is the source of this 1563-nucleotide messenger RNA. RefSeq names its product delta(3,5)-Delta(2,4)-dienoyl-CoA isomerase, mitochondrial. Lineage: Eukaryota; Metazoa; Arthropoda; Malacostraca; Decapoda; Penaeidae. Gene Ontology annotation, molecular function: delta(3,5)-delta(2,4)-dienoyl-CoA isomerase activity. The record is from RefSeq and is a predicted model, not a curated record. Gene Ontology annotation, cellular component: mitochondrion.
GCUCCCUCACCCAACUGAACCACUUUAGCUCGGUUUUCGGGGUCGAAGUACAUUUGCUUAUCGUUUAUCUGCCGAGAUGCUCAGUUCCAGGAUUCUUUCAGGCCUAACACGGAUUCGCCCAACGUUGACAAGCAUCCGGACAAUGGCAGCAGCAGAUGGUUAUGCUUUUGAAACCCUUGCGGUUUCUUCACCUCGAGAAAAUGUAUACCAUGUAGAGCUGAAUCGACCAGAUAAAUUGAAUGCAAUGAAUAAAACUAUGUGGAAAGAUAUUGGACAGUGUUUCAACAAGCUUGGGGAAGACACAGACUGCAGAGCUAUAGUUCUGAGUGGAAGUGGACGGCUCUUCACCUCAGGCCUUGACCUAAGUGACAUGUCAGGAAUAGUAUCAUUAGUAAUGGGGGAUGACGAUGUCGCUCGAAAGUGUCGUGCUCUGCAUCACCUCAUCAAAGAAUUCCAGGAUGCAUUUUCUUCACUGGAAACGUGUCCAAAACCAGUGAUUGCUGCUAUACAUAAUGCCUGUGUUGGCGGUGGGGUGGACCUUAUCUGCUCAGCGGAUAUUCGAUACUGUACAUCUGACUCAUGGUUCCAAGUUAAGGAGGUAGAACUCGGCCUGGCAGCAGAUGUUGGAACACUGCAGCGCCUUCCCAAGAUUAUUGGCAACCAGAGUCUUGUCCGGGAAUUGGCAUUCUCUGCAAGGAAGAUGUUCUCGGAAGAGGCAUUGCGGAGUGGCCUUGUUUCUAGAACUUUCUCUGAUAAGCAAAGUGUACUAAAUGGAGCACUCGAUAUGGCAACAACAAUUGCUAGCAUGUCUCCAGUGGCCGUCCAGAACACAAAAACAACACUUAUCCAUGCUCGUGACCACACCGUUCAAGAGGGUCUGGACUAUGUGGCUAUGCUAAACAUGACGAUGCUCCAAAGUGAAGACCUCCGCAUAGCUGCAAUGGCAAUGAUGAGCAAAGGAAAGAAGCCAACAUUUGCCAAACUUUAGAAGAAAUUAAUGCUAGCUGACAUGACAAUUGCCUGGAAUUGAGUUUUAUUUUAAAAAUGAAACAUUUAAGAGCUUAUGAUCACUACAAAGGGGACUGAUAUUUUUUAGGUGUAAGUUGAGAUUAAUAAAAAGUAUUAUUUACUGUUUGUAAUAUUUUUGGGGGAAAGAAAUAAUGAUAAAAAUAUUAAUAAUGGUUAUUAUUGUGUCAGAAAUUAAACCGUUUUUGGUAACUGUCCUUAUGAAGUAAGCGAAACUACAGUGAACAUGUCAAGUACUCGGCACCAGUGGGUCAGUGGUAGGUAACAACAAAUUUUGUGUAUUGAUACAUGUGCAUACUGUAUGUUCAUUGUAUUCUUAUAAUCUAUUUGAUGUCCUGGACGAGGUUUUGUUUCAUGGAGAUUGUUUCAUUGCUUUGCUUCUCAGCUUAGCAUGAACUCAAGUACUAAUAAUAAAGUGCUAUUCUAAACAAUGCAAGUUUUUUCAGGUUAGUUUGUACAUAUAUAAGAGUAUUUCUAUCAGAUUUGUGUGUACUUGUUUUCAUUAUACAGAUGAUGCAAUAAAGAUAUAGUUUAUUU